Molecule: messenger RNA, 492 nt
Organism: Fraxinus pennsylvanica
Lineage: Eukaryota; Viridiplantae; Streptophyta; Magnoliopsida; Lamiales; Oleaceae
Source: the annotation of a GenBank genome assembly
AUGAAUUUCUCUAGAAUUAAUUCAAUUUUGAUCAUUUAUCCCUUCAUAGCUUUAACUUUUUUUGCUCAUUUCUCCACAUCCCAAAACUCUCCUCAAGAUUUUCUUGAUGCCCACAACAAGGCUCGUGCAGAAGUUGGGGUGCAGCCCCUCGCAUGGAAUCACACAGUUGCUAACUAUGCCUUAAACUAUGCAAACAAAAGAUAUGGGGAUUGCAAUUUGGAGCAUUCACAAGGUCCCUACGGCGAAAACCUAGCCGAGGGGUACGGGAGGUUGUCGUCGGUGGAUGCCGUGAAUAUGUGGGUUGGGGAGAAAUCUUGCUAUGAUUAUGGAUCGAAUUCUUGCGUCGGAGGUGAAUGCCUGCAUUACACUCAGGUUGUUUGGCGUGACUCGACUCAUCUUGGUUGUGCUAGAGUUCAGUGCCAUAAUGGUUGGUUGUUUGUCAUAUGUAGCUAUGAUCCUCCGGGAAAUUACAUUGGCAACCGUCCUUAUUAA